Messenger RNA from Yamadazyma jaroonii, 1623 nucleotides. The record is from the annotation of a GenBank genome assembly. NCBI's taxonomy places the organism in Eukaryota, Fungi, Ascomycota, Pichiomycetes, Serinales, Debaryomycetaceae.
AUGGAUAUAUUUAGAAUUUUGUCAAGAGGGGCUUCUAUUAAGAAAUCUAAACAAUUAACAGAUUAUGCAUUACCUUCAGAUUCUCAAAAGAAAUCAGAAUUACAAAAAGAAGAAAUACUAAAGAAUCAAAUUGAUAAAGAGACUGAUUUCUUUAAAACUAAGAAAAGAGACAUAGUUAAAGAAGUUGAAGCUGAAGAACAGGAAGAGGAAGAAGAACCAAUAUUGAAGAUUUCUAAUGAAGAUGAAGCUUCAAAGUUUCGUAAGAUGAAUAAGUCUAAAGUGACUGGUGAUGACAUUCCUUUACCUAUUGGAUCAUUUGAAGAUUUAACUACCAGAUUCAAAUUUGAUAAGAAACUUUUAGAUAAUUUGAUUCAAUCUGAAUUUGUUGAGCCAACUGCCAUUCAAUGUGAAUCCAUUCCUAUCAUGUUGAACAACCGUGAUUUAAUCGCUUGUGCACCAACAGGUUCAGGUAAAACCCUCGCUUAUUUGAUUCCUACUUUACAAAAACUUAUUUCAAACCCAAAGAAAAACCAUGGUAUUAGAGGUUUAAUCAUAUCACCAACUAAUGAAUUAGCAUCCCAAAUAUUUCAAAAUUUAGAAAUAUUAAGUAAAAGUAAGAACUUAAGAAUCGCCAUCUUAUCUAAACAAUUGGCUACUAAAUUAUCUAAUAAGGAAACUGAUUCCAAGAAAUAUGAUAUUAUAGUUACUACACCUUUAAGAUUAAUUGAUGUUUUAAAGAAGGAAAGUAUUGAUUUAAGUAAAGUUGAAAAUUUAGUCAUUGAUGAAGCAGACAAAUUAUUUGAUCAAGGAUUUUUAAAUCAAACUGAUCAAAUUUUAUCCACUUUAACUAAUAAGAAAUUAACCAAAUCGAUGUUCUCUGCUACAAUUCCAAGUGGAGUAGAAGAAAUUGCCAAUACCAUUAUGUUUAACCCUAUUAGAACCAUUAUUGGACAUAAAGAAUCUGCUAAUAAUCAAAUUGAACAAAAAUUGAUUUUCACUGGUAAUGAAGAAGGGAAAUUGUUAUCUAUUAGACAAUUGAUCCAAGAAGGUGAAUUUAAACCUCCUAUUAUUAUCUUCUUACAAAGUAUCAUAAGGGCUAAAGCAUUAUUUCACGAAUUAUUAUAUGAUAAAUUGAAUGUUGAUGUAAUUCAUUCAGAGAAAACCCCCAAACAAAGAGAUGAAGUUAUCAAAAGAUUCAAAAAUGGUGAUAUUUGGGUAUUAAUUACCACCGAUGUUAUUGCUAGAGGUAUUGAUUUUAAAGGAGUUAAUUUAGUUAUUAAUUAUGAUGUACCUCAAACUGCUCAAAGUUAUGUUCAUAGAAUUGGUAGAACUGGUAGAGGUGGUAAAAGUGGUAAAGCUAUUACAUUUUUCACCAAAGAAGAUAACAAAUCAAUUAAGCCUAUUAUUAACGUUAUGAAACAAUCAGGAUCUAAAGACGGUUAUGCUGAUUGGAUGGAAGAUAUCGAUAAAUUAAGUAAAAACGAAAAGAAGAAGAUCAAACAUAACGAAAUCAAGAGAAAGAAAAUCUCUACUGUACCUUCAGUUGUAACUAAAAAGAGAAAACAAAGAGAAGAAAUGAUUGAAGCUUCAAAGAAAAGAAAAGCUUUAGAAAACUCUUCUUAA